UUAAAAAUUAGAAACAAAUUUAAAAUUUUAAAAUAUUACUUUGAUAUUGAGUUUCAAUAAACCCGCUACGAAUAUUUUGAAUCCGUCACCGUAAAAAGAUGUCUUGGCUCCCAAUUUUCAUGUUAAUAGUUGCAUUUGAGCUCAUAUGCCUACAGCCUGCUCUAGCUGGUUUGUCUGUCAAGUAUCUUCCUGGAUUUGAAGGACAACUUCCCUUUCAACUUGAAACGGGGUAUAUAGGAGUAGGUGAAGCAGAUGAGGUGCAAGUCUUCUAUUAUUUUAUAAAGUCAGAAUCGAAUCCUAAAGUCGAUCCACUUAUUUAUUGGUUUACGGGAGGUCCCGGUUGCUCUGCAUUGAGUGUCAUUUUUUUCGAAUUCGGACCCAUUACAUUGGACACUAGAGCUUAUAAUGGGAGCUUGCCCACGUUGUCUUUAAAUCCAUAUGCAUACACAAAGGUGGCAAGCAUAAUUUUUGUGGAUUUGCCAGUGGGGACUGGAUUUUCCUAUGCAACAACACAAAAAGCAAAUUACUCAGAUGAUUUACAAUCAGCUAAUCAUGCUUAUGAAUUUCUUCGAAAGUGGUUAAUUGAGCAUCAAGAAUAUCUCAGUAAUCCUUUUUAUGUUGGUGGAGACUCAUAUAGUGGAAUUACAGUUCCUAUUGUUACUCAAGUCAUAUCAAAUGGUAAUGAUAUGGGAAUCAAGCCAUGGAUCAAUCUUAAGGGAUAUAUUUUAGGCAAUCCAGUAACAUUUGCUGGUCAAGAUUACUAUAUCAUACCUUUUGCUCAUGGGAUGGGCCUAAUUUCUGAUGAACUAUACGAGUCAUUAGUGACUAAUUGUGAAGGAGAGUUGAUAUAUAGAGAUCGACCUAUAACCCACCCACUUUGUUCAAGGGACGUGGAUACUUUAAAUUGGUUGACUAAGGAUAUUUAUUUAUAUAAUAUCCUAGAGUCCCCUUGUGAACUUGUAUCAAAAGAUUCAAGAAGAUGGUUGACUCAAAAUGUUAUAAAGCUCAAAAAUUCUGCUACAUAUCCUCAAGUUAAAUGUCGAGUAAGUAACUAUCAUUUUUUUUUCAUUUAUUUUUAGGAAAAAUGUAUAACUAUGCCUGAAAUCUUAGAGAUACACUUAUACUACACUAAGACCUAUUACCCCUCUGAACUUAUUUAUAAAUAAUUUUCUAUCCCUUUUUGGUCUACGUAGCACUAAUUUGAAAAAAAAAAUAUAACUAUGCCUGAAAUUUCAGAGACACACUUAUACUACACUAAGACCUAUUACCCCUCUGAACUUAUUUAUAAAUAAUUUUCUACCCCUUUUUGACCUACGUAGCACUAAUU
Solanum pennellii is the source of this 1327-nucleotide messenger RNA. RefSeq names its product serine carboxypeptidase-like 18. The record is from RefSeq and is a predicted model, not a curated record. Gene Ontology annotation, molecular function: acyltransferase activity, transferring groups other than amino-acyl groups; serine-type carboxypeptidase activity. Gene Ontology annotation, biological process: proteolysis; secondary metabolic process. NCBI's taxonomy places the organism in Eukaryota, Viridiplantae, Streptophyta, Magnoliopsida, Solanales, Solanaceae. The transcript is spliced from 9 exons. Bases 99 to 1079 code for a protein of 326 amino acids.